AUGGCACCCACACGCACUUCCAACCGCGCUCGCCGCGACCAUGCACACGCCCAGCACCCGCCCCAAACACACGGCGCAACAUCCCCGCCCGACGACGAGCACGGGGCACAGAAUGAGCUCUUCCUCGACCCGCUUAUGGGCACCCCCCUCGCGAUCUACGUGGAGAAGGACGUCGACAACCGGGACCAGCUCGUGGACCUCAUUCAGAAACAUGGCGGAAUCGUAUCCCCUGGGUAUAGUGGAGUAGCAUAUAUCCUAGUGGACCCGCACAAGGAGUCAGGACAGAGCCUCUACCGACAAUAUGCGGGUAAGAAGGGGAAAAUCGUCCUCAGCGCCCAGUGGGUUGUGCACUGCGUCGAGCAGGGUGCCCUGCAAACCUACCAGACCAACUUCGGGGGAUGCAAAGUGACUGGCACCGAGGAGGUACGUCCCGUUGUUCACCACCCGCCGCCGCCGCUGCAGGAGCCGGGUCCGUCGAUGCAACACGUGCCCCCGCCUCCCCACGAAGAGAUGGUGCACCAAGUUCAUCCGGAUCAAGUCCUACAGCAGCAGGCUCAAGCUCAGCAGCAGCAGCCCCCACCGCCUCCGCAUCAUGCACACCCGCAACCUACGCAUAUACACCCCUCGGCGGUCCCGACGCCCUCAUCAAUCUCAAUGGCCCACCCCGCGCCCAUUGUCGCGCACGCGGGCUCGUUCCCGUUCGCGGUGUACACAAACCCGAUGGAUGUCGCACCGCGGGCCUUGCAACCCCCAACCUCCGGCCCACCACAGACAUGGCAGGCCCCGAACGGCAUUGCGCCGUCGCAGACGCACUUGGCCCCGCCUCCGCCUCCACCCCCGCCACAACCGGCGGCCCCUCCGCCUCAGCCCCAACCUGAACAUCACAUUAUUGAGCGACACCCUGGGUAUCCGGAGGAGCAACCAGCAUGGAAUGGCUCGUACCAUCCAAUCCAACAGCAACCUCCAAGCAUGGUUCCCCCGCCCCCACCACCUCCGCAAGAGUACAGCGCGUACAGGUACCGCGAAGACCAGGGGGCGGCAGGGUGGAUACCACCGGAGCCUAACUACUACGGCCAGCAUUACGACCAAGCGUAUGCUGAGGCACCAGAUCAGUACAUGGAUGAUGCUGGUCCCUCGACCUCCGAAGCUAACGCCGAGCUGAACGCGGAGGGGUCGGAAGAGAGGAUUACCAGGGGCCGGAAGCGUACCAAGACUCACCCCCAGCCGGCGCCUCCUGCUUCCACCUUGGUUGCCAAUCGACGCAAUACGCAUGUGCGCUCGCCAACGCCUCCCACUCGCGUUAUCAAGAGCACGUACGGCGGCAACUUGUUCACCGCCGAUGAUAUCGAGUAUCUCAAGCGCUACAUUGACUAUUGUCAAGAGCAAGGCUUGGUCCUCAGUUUGCGUGAGAUCUGCGAGCGGAUAGCGAUCAAGGCACCUCAUCACACAUUCUAUUCGUGGCGUCGAUAUUGCAACAAGCACAAGAUUCGACUGGGAGGAUAUGCCAUGGAUUUCGGCGACGACGGCGACGACCACGCCGGUGCGGUACCAGAUCACGAACCCGGCCCGAGCGAGGUCCCGCACGACCAUGAAAGUGCUGGUAGCAUCCCCGCAGGCCACGGACCCCAGUCCAUCGCAGCCGCGUACCGAGCCGUCUCGAACGACGUCAGCACCGGUCGCGCGCGGUCCCCCACGCCGCCUCGGGCGCUGUACCGGAGCACGACGGGCAAGGGUGUCGCGUUCACGGACGAGGACGUUGUGUUCCUCGUCCGCUUCUACGAGUACCGCAGCCGGACACAGAGCGGCAAGCUGGACAUGGUCACGUUUUGGAAGGACGUCGCGAUGAAGGCUCCGCACCACUCGAGGGCGUCUUGGAUGAAGUUCUACAGGCGGCACAAGCACGAGCUGCACCACACGACAGGGGACGAGCCCCUGCCAACGCCUCCGGAUAAGAAGAUGCGGUACAGCCGGCAGGACGAUGUGCUCCUCGCGAAGUUCUUCUCCUCCAAACCGGACGGGACCUCGGACAAGAUCUUCCAGGAGUUCGGUCGACGGCAUCCGCACCAUCCGUGGAAGGGGUGGCAGGAGCACCAUCGGAUCCACAAGGUCAAGAUCGACCACCUUAUGGGCCGCCUCGCGCGUGGCGAGAACAUCGAUGACGACCAGGACUAG
Molecule: messenger RNA, 2172 nt
Organism: Epithele typhae
Lineage: Eukaryota; Fungi; Basidiomycota; Agaricomycetes; Polyporales; Epitheliaceae
Exons: 10
Coding region: 1-2172 (723 amino acids)
Biological process (GO): actin filament polymerization
Cellular component (GO): actin filament; cytoplasm
Molecular function (GO): actin binding; microtubule binding
Source: RefSeq, a predicted model, not a curated record